GUCGCCAACUUAUCCCUGGGUGAAGAAGAAGAGGUGGCAAUGUAUAUACCCAAGGAUGACCAGGAAGCCGCUAUAAGAGCUUGGGAAGCAGAGGAAGAUGUCAUAAAGCGGCAGGCGAUGGAAGAUGAGAAGAGGAUGGAGUGGAAACUGGCAGUGAUGAGCGAGAAGAAGAGAAGAGUGGACGUGGCAGCGGAGGCGGCAGAAGAAUUAGAAGAGGUGAAAAAGAUAGAAGAGCAAUUAGCCGCCCAGACUGAACUCCCAAAGAAAAUGGAGGUCAUAGCCCGAAACGUUGCACGCUUAGCACGCAUUCAGGCAGAGCAAUAUGACUUCAGUAGGAGUCAGCAUAUCGCCGUGCGUUCAAUACGAUUGGGCUUUCGGGACUUUGCUCGUGAGUUGGUAGGCGCUGUAGGAGCCGAGGUGGGCCACCACCUCGACAAGACUGAGCGGUUUUGUGCUGGCGCCAUUGAGGGUGUCAAGGCGGCAGCUCCCAAGGAGGAGGAACCGCGUCCGCAUCAGCAAGUUCUAAUUGCGAUCCACGCACUUAGAGAUGAGGCCGCCAGUUUCGCAAGGUCCCUUGUUCGCGCUGCCAACUGCAGUGACGAUCCAGUUGCGUAUUCCUCGUUCACUCCCCUCGCUGAAUUCUUGAAGUCGCUGUGCGAGCGAUUUGCUGAUGUCGCUCGAAGUGUCAAAGCCUCGGACGAGCUCCAGACGAUCCAUGCCCGUAAGUGGAAGAGUGUCAGGGCACUCAAGAGCACAAUGGACGAAUUAGUAGUUGUCCCUGACCACGGGGUUACAGACACCCAGUUGGUUGCCCUCUUCUAUAGAGCGAUGCCCGAAGCUUUUCGCGGGCACUUCUUCGCGAAGAGCGAAGACCCUGCCACCACUUAUGAUUCCCUUAGCCGUGAAGUGGUGGCCUUUGAGGCAAAAUCUGUGUCAGUCUCCACCUUCUGGCACAAAGAUUUGGAUAAGGGAAAGCAAUGGAAGGGCCGCACUAUCUCUGGGAAGGUGAAGACUAAGGAUAGCCUUGUCCUAACUCUAGAUGAGGGUAGUGUGGAUGAGAUACCCUACGAUCAGAUUGAGUGGGGGUUAGAGGAGGAGGACAGCGGUGUGGGCCAGGGGAGAACUUACGCUGCUGUCGCGGCUGGAGGGAGGCCGCAAGGAGGAGGACGAGGCCAGGGCCAAGGGGGCCGGGCCUCAGGGAGCCGGUUCCAGGGCGACCAGGGGGUUGGCGGCAGAGGAGGAAACCGCCAAGUGGGAGGAAGGGGUCAAGAGGAUUACGUAGAGGGAGUCCAGGCGUAUUUUCGCCUAGAGAAGGAUGGGAAAGUGGAAAAGGUCCUCCACUCCCUGACUCUCCUCGUAGAAGACAGCCUCCCAUUUGAUAUUGUUCURGGRAUGGAUUGGGGAGAGGCAGCCGGGGCCACGCUCCAUUUGAAGGAGCACGAGUGUAGGAUCCCUAGUUCUUCAGGCGAGGCCAAGACUGCCCACCUGUUCCAUGUGUCAGGAGUAGAGAAUCCCUUGGCACAUUGCUGCCUUAGUGCUCCUGCGUUCGCCAGAUUAGUGAAAAAGGAGAAAUUGGAGGAACAGGUUUUUGUUGCCUAUGUUAGGCCAGUGACUGAGCCUACGGAAGAAAAGUCGAUGAACCCUGCGAUUGCCAAGCUGCUGGAAGAGUUCAAGGACCUAACUGAGCCGCCGAUAGGAGUGGUACCGCGGCCCAUCCAACACCGCAUUGAGAUAGAGCCUGACAGUAGAACUCCUAAGGGCGCCGUGUAUAGGAUGUCCCCACGGGAGUUAGAGGAGCUUCGCAAGCAAUCAGACGAGCUCCUCGAGAAGGGUUGGAUUAGGCCCAGUUCGUCUCCUUUUGGAGCGCCUGUUCUCUUUGUUCCCAAGAAAGAGGGAGAGCUGAGAAUGUGCAUAGACUAUAGGGUGUCUCUUCAUAAUGAAGUGGCGUCUCUUGAGCAAGCAGAGCUUCCAGAGCAGUUCAUAACAAAGCACGACAGAGCAGAUUAUAGCAGAGUGGAGGAGAGUAGUGUAGAGCAGGGUAUAGAAGACUUAGAAAAGAAGAGGAGCAGAGCAAAGCAGGGACGUGAAGAGCAGGAAAGUGCGGAGUGGAGAAGCGUAGAGGAGAUAAGAGUAAAGAAGAGUAGACUAGAGGGGAGUAGACAAACGUACAGUGGAGGAGAGAAGAGCAGAGUAGAGUAGAGUAGAGUAGAUAAAGUAGAGUAGAAUAG
Messenger RNA from Chara braunii, 2228 nucleotides. The record is from the annotation of a GenBank genome assembly. Lineage: Eukaryota; Viridiplantae; Streptophyta; Charophyceae; Charales; Characeae.